Zymoseptoria tritici IPO323 is the source of this 2103-nucleotide messenger RNA. RefSeq lists its product as uncharacterized. Lineage: Eukaryota; Fungi; Ascomycota; Dothideomycetes; Mycosphaerellales; Mycosphaerellaceae. The record is from RefSeq and is a predicted model, not a curated record. The coding region runs from base 211 to 2103 and encodes 630 amino acids. The transcript has 2 exons.
UCAGAACACCACCAAAAGGACGGGAUUUCAGCAGAUUGUCUCCUUGCAACUCUCGAAAACAAUUCCAAUUCUUCUCCCGAUCAGCAGCACUCCUUAAAUCAAACAAGACCGACCUCUCUCUUCUCCACGGUCAAUCUUUCCCAUCUCGACACAUCUCUUCCCUCAUCAGCACACAUCUGAGAAAGAUAGACUGUCUGCAACCUUUUCGUCAUGUACCCAAAUCAGGGUGGCUACCAGCCGCAUCAACCUCCACCAUCAUACGGGCAGCCGUCACAAUACAGCGGACCGCCACCAGCGAAAAAGCCAAGAGGUAACCCUGUCAUCACUCGCUAUCCUCCACCCCCUGGCUACAGAGGACCGGCACAACCGCAUCCUCAAUUUCAGCCUCCACCUCAAACUGCCUGGCAGCAACCACCGCCACCGCAAGGCUUUGCGUACGGCGGCUAUCCAGGAUAUCAGCAGCCACAAUUCCAGCAGCCGCCUGCGCAGUAUCCGGGCUAUCCGUAUCAGCAACCUCAACACCCUCUGCCAGCUUAUCCUCCGCCACAAGCGUACCAAGCUCCUCAAUGGCAAGCGCCGCCACAAAUCUCUCCCAAUGCUCAAGCCGGCGCAUUCCAGCCUCCACAAGCUCGCAACCCACGUCGGACAGCCUCUCAAUCUCAACACAGGAAUGCCUCCGGAAGUCUACUCGAUGGCAAUGGCGAAGUCAUGCCACCACUUGAUGACAGCCUCGGAAGCGAGGAGAGCUUCGAGGAAGACUUCGACGGAGAAUGCUACUUUGCGAGGUAUCCUGAGGAGAUCAAUCCGGAUCUGAGUCUGGGUAUCAUCGAGUGGAAGGCGCCGUUGCCUACCAGGCGUGCUCUGCCGUCCACAUUCGAUGAAGCAGAAUUAGAAGCUUUGGCACCUCGCAAGCCGCCGCCGGUGGAUGAACAGUCCGUAUCGGAUUACUUCACCAUCGCACGACGAGAAGAGGCAUUUCUCAGCGUGCGUCAGACCGAUGGCUGGCACGAGAUCAAAGACAGCCUUAUCUUCAGAGAAUUUCCAGCGGUCUGCAGAAACCUCAUCACUUUGCAGGAACUGAUCGCACAAUACCGCAACCGUUUCGAUGCAGCCUGGGCAUCAGAAGAUGAGGACAUGUCCCGGUCGCCCACGCCCGACCUCUCACGCGGACCCACUCCAUCGCGCACCGUCUCCGGCCAUAGCAUGGAAGUGGACCACGAGCAUGCCACGGCUGUGCCCAGUAAGGAGAUGGCCGAAGCUCCGAGCCAGGAUCCACACGGCUACCUCGAUGGUCUGGAGCAGGCUUUGCACAACAACAGCCGCCGUAAUGCGCACCAGAACCAACACAACAAUCCUCGCCCGAACAACAAACGCUCUCACUCCCGCGCCAGCUCGGUCGCCAACCACGGACGCAACGGCUCGAUCUCUCAUUUCCGCGCCAACUCCGUCUUCUCCAACCAUUCUCGCGCCGGAUCGGUCAACCAUCACUCUCGCGCCAGCUCCGUCUCACACUCCCGCGCCCUGCCUAAAGUCCGCGACCAAGCUCAAGAAGACAUCCUUGCCUCGCUCGGCGUCGAAGGCUCGCCCAGUCAAGUCUACGAGACUCCCGGUCCAGCGUUCGGCCCACCGCCUACCACGGCGGAGAAGGAGAAGGAGAGGCAUAGCCGUGCUAACUCAAUCGGAAGUGGUCAAGUCGGAAGCGUCAAAUCUGGGAGUGGUCAUGCUCCGCCGUUUGCGAUCCCGCCUCCACCGCCUGGUCGUCCACCCUUCCAGUCCCAAUCGCAGUAUUUCAACCAGCAACGCCGGGCUUCGCGAGAUCCAUGGGCUGGAAACGGACAAUACGCAUCUCACAAUGGCAACCGCCCGACGUCCCGCCCGACUUCCGCUUCAUCCCACCGUACAGCUGCGGGAAGUGACUUUGGCGACAUCAUGGAGGAGGAGAAUGAGGCUACGCCGAAAGCGGCGGAGAAGAAAGUGGGUGUGAUUGGACAGGGUAGGAAGAGGAGCUAUUCGGAUCUGAAGAAGGGUGGUGGGAGGGGUAGGAAUGAGGAUGGAGAGGAGACGCCGCGCGCGAGGAAGAUGGGAAGAAAGGGCGGGAGAUAG